GGGCCUUGGUGCGCCUGCGCGCCGUCCCGCCCAGCGGCGUCCCCGUGGCCGUGGCAACCGCGGCGCAACCGGCUCGGGCGCCCGUCGGGCCUUGUGGAGCCGCCAUGAUCCCCCCCGCGGACUCCCUUCUGCGCUACGAGACGCCGGUGCUGGUCAGCCGCAACACCGAGAAGCGCUCGCCCAAGGCCCGGCCGCUGAAGGGGAGCCCGCAGCUGACGACACCCCCGGGGCCCGUCUCGCCGCCCAAGGGCAAGGCGCCGUCGCCCUCGGUGGACCCCAGCAAGCAGGCCGAGGAGAUCCUCAACGCCAUCCUGCCGCCGCGAGAAUGGACGGAGGAGAACCAGCUAUGGGUGCAGCAGGUCUCCAGCACGCCCAGCACGCGCAUGGACGUGGUGCACCUGCAGGAGCAGCUGGACCUCAAGCUGCAGCAGCGCCAGGCACGCGAGACCGGCAUCUGCCCGGUGCGGCGCGAGCUCUACUCCCAGUGCUUCGACGAACUCAUCCGGCAGGUGACCAUCAACUGCGCGGAGCGCGGGCUACUGCUGCUGCGCGUGCGGGACGAGAUCCGGAUGACCAUCGCGGCCUACCAGACGUUGUACGAGAGCAGCGUGGCCUUCGGCAUGAGGAAAGCCUUGCAGGCCGAGCAGGGGAAAUCAGACAUGGAAAGAAAGAUUGCAGACUUAGAGGACGAGAAACGGGACUUGGAGAGGCAAGUGAAUGAGCAGAAGGCCAAGUGUGAAGCCAUUGAAAAGCGGGAACUGGAAAGGCGACAAGUUGAAGAGAAGAAGCACACUGAGGAAGUCCAGUUCCUGAAACGGACCAACCAGCAGCUCAAGGCACAGCUCGAAGGCAUCAUUGCACCAAAGAAAUAAGCCUUCUGUCAGCCCAGUGCAAAAAGUGCCUUGAGGGGGAAAACUAGAACACAGCUGCAGAGUAUUCUUCCAGAAAGCUUCCAGAAUCUACCAGUACCUCAUCUGAAUCAACAUAGAUUCAAAUACUGUUCAAAUGCCUCCUCCAUAUUUAAAAAGAAUCUCAACUGGCUUGGGAUUUGUCUUUUCAAUUAAUAUUUACUGGAGGUAAAUAACAUAGGUGUUCGGGGGUUUUUAAAGCCAGUAAUACUUUAGUUCUGGGCAGGUGUCAGCCCGACAGCAAAACAAAAGGCUGUACAAAAUUGCAUUAAAAUAAAUCCUGACU
This is a messenger RNA of Candoia aspera, 1194 nucleotides long. RefSeq names its product dynein axonemal light intermediate chain 1 (gene DNALI1). The transcript is spliced from 6 exons. Gene Ontology annotation, molecular function: dynein heavy chain binding. Lineage: Eukaryota; Metazoa; Chordata; Lepidosauria; Squamata; Candoiidae. Bases 105 to 872 code for a protein of 255 amino acids. The record is from RefSeq and is a predicted model, not a curated record. Gene Ontology annotation, cellular component: filopodium; axoneme.